AUGUACUUCACACUCAUCCUAGCCCUGGCCGCUGCCACCCUCACCACAGCGGCACCCACCCUCUCUUCAAGCACAGAGCACAACACACGCCAGCUCGAUACCCUGCUGGGCGGCCUUACGGGAGCCCAGUCUGCAGCCGGUGCAACCACGUCUGGCGGCGCUGCGGAUGGAGGUCUUGGGGCUCUCCUCGGAGGUGCCGGUGCCGGGACCGGUGAUGAGUCUAGUGGUCUCGGAGCGACGUUGGGCGGCGGUCUAGAUGGCGCUGAGGGCGCUCUGGAAAACCUAGGCGGUGGAGCACUCAAGGAGUAA
This is a messenger RNA of Cryphonectria parasitica EP155, 309 nucleotides long. RefSeq lists its product as uncharacterized. The record is from RefSeq and is a predicted model, not a curated record. Lineage: Eukaryota; Fungi; Ascomycota; Sordariomycetes; Diaporthales; Cryphonectriaceae. Bases 1 to 309 code for a protein of 102 amino acids. The transcript has 2 exons.